This is a messenger RNA of Pungitius pungitius (ninespine stickleback), 4865 nucleotides long. RefSeq names its product plexin C1 (gene plxnc1). Bases 179 to 4723 code for a protein of 1514 amino acids. NCBI's taxonomy places the organism in Eukaryota, Metazoa, Chordata, Actinopteri, Perciformes, Gasterosteidae. Gene Ontology annotation, biological process: negative regulation of cell adhesion; semaphorin-plexin signaling pathway involved in axon guidance; regulation of cell shape. The transcript is spliced from 31 exons. The record is from RefSeq and is a predicted model, not a curated record. Gene Ontology annotation, molecular function: protein binding; semaphorin receptor activity. Gene Ontology annotation, cellular component: semaphorin receptor complex; plasma membrane.
GACGAGCGUAAAAGGUGAAGUCGCAAAGUUACGCGCGUCAGUUGUCAGCUGUGCGCGCCCUCCCUCCCACUGGCAGCACUUCUCUUUUCAACAGGACCCCGCGUGACUCCUGUCACACCGUGGAGGAGAGCAGAGUGCCAUGAAGACCGUCGGUGUGUGAGUGCUGUGCUGCCACAACAUGAUGCUGCUGCUGCUGCUGAUGUCCAGUGUGUUGUUCGCGCUCUGGGGGGAGCCGGGUCGGUGCCUGGAGGACAGCGGAAGCUUCACCUUUGAUGGAGACAUCCGACAGUUCGCCGUGGCCUCCGGCACGUUGUACGUCGCUACGGACGAGAGGCUGUACCAGCUGAGCCACGACCUGACUCCGGUCCACAGUCUGACUCAGAGAGGGAUCUUGACGCGUCAUAUGGACGAGGAGCACUUUUCCCGGGUUGCUGAGACGGACGAGGCGAACGCAACUUUUGGUGUCCACAUAUUGUUGCCGUUUGUUAAGAACGACUCUCUGAUCCUCUGCGGGGUGACCGGGCAAGGUUACUGCGAAGUGCUGGAGCUGAAGAACAUUUCCAAUGUGCAGCACAAUGAGAGCAUCCAGGUGGGGUCCCUAUGCGGCAAGUCCGUCGGCUUCCUGGUGGACCUGGAGCCAAACGACGUUUACAUUUUGACGGCCAAUCAGCUAAAUGACACCAGGAUCCCCUACUGCGUACUGGAAAGAGAUGCGGUGUACCUUCAUAAUACGAAACUCCAACAGGCGGGUGGUAUAUUUUCAACGAUUGAAAAACACAGUGACGCCUCAAUCCAAGUCAACGGCAAUGUCGAGUUUGUGGACGGAUUUCAGAUCAACUCAAGUAUUUAUCUUUUCUCCAACCUGCUCUCAAGUGACAAGAACAACAAAGUCCGUCUACUUUGGCUCCAUGUCAAAAACAACAAAGUUGAUACAUUCAAGUCUCUGCGGGGCGCGACCCUCAGCAUCCCUGGUGCUGAUGGGGCCAAAGGCAGCAAGCUCCUCGCCUCCGCGGUGAUCCCCGGAGGGCCGCGCGUUCUCUGGAGCGGCGUGUUCCGCGUGGGCGGAGGACGAAGCCCCAGCGAGCUGGUCCUGUUCGACAUCAGCCCGGAUCUCAGCAGACCCACCGAUAAUGAUCCAGACUUCUGCACUGUCUGCAACAACGUGGGGAAACCGACGCCAAAGAUUCUGGAGCCAAUGGCCGUGCUCUUCAAGCAGAACUACAUGACCUCUGUUCUGGCAGUGAGACAAAAGUCCUGGAUGGUUUUCUUCAUCGGGACAGAAGACGGGCAGCUCAUCAAGCUUUCUGUGGACCAGAACUAUCGGCCCACCUGUCCCACAGUGCUCUACAGGGCCGUUGACGACCGCAGAGUGUUUCCCAAAAUGUAUCUGGAUCAAGUGGAUCUUAAGCAUGUGUACAUGCCAUUACAGAACCAGAUGAAGCGUGUUCCCGUGUCAAAGUGCAGCAGAUACACAGAUGUGCAGACGUGUUGGUCUGCGCACGAUCCGUACUGCGUCUGGUGCGGCUCUCAAACAAGUUGCACAUUUGAGGAUGAAUGCAAAGAUUCCGACUGGGUGUCCAUUCCUGAUCGUUCUCAACACAGAAUGGUUUCCCACAAAGUAACAAAGGACGCUGCUGGACAGAUCACACUUAACAUCCAGACUCACGUCACUGUGGGCCAGAACGUUGCGUCUAUCUUUGCCUGUCAAUUCUCCGCAAACUCUGGUGAGCUUUGUGGCAAGAAAAACCCUCCUCCGCUGUUCCCACAAUGCACCUGUGUCCUCUCAAAUAGUACACUUCCUGCUGAAGGACUGCCGUUCACUGUUAAGUUUAGACUUGGGAAGACUCGAUUCAACAAACAGCUGAAGCUGUCCAGCUGCUCCGACAUCAAGGGACCACCGACCUUCGUCCUGUGUCGAACAUGUAUCGAGGCUGGAUGUGGCUGGAGCAAAGAUGGCUGCUCCUGGGCAAAUGGAGACGGGGAGGAUGAAAAAGUUUGCCAAAUGAUGCAGUCAGGAAUGAACUUUUCUAAACCAGGAAUCUCUUCCAUCACUCCCAGUAACGUGUCUUUCUACGGCAGAAACCAUGCAGUGUUGUCCGGUUACAACCUCAGUGAUGUGACCGGAGUGAGGAUCCAGGUGGACGUGAACUGCCUUUCACAAGAGUCUCCUGUAUGGAACAAGACUGAUGGGAAACUGGUGUUCCACAUUCCCAGUGCCGAUAAUAAAGGCACCGUCCAAGUAUGUGUUCUCCUCCCAGACGGCAGUUGCCACGGCAAUGCUGCAAUCACCUACAUGUCAUCUCCGUCCUGCACCAACAUCGUACCAAGCACCUCUUGGAUCAGUGGGAAGAGGGCGCUAACACUGGGGGGAUCCCACCUGGAGUUUGUGGAAGAGGUCAUGCACAACCACGCCCUGCAGGAAGUCAGAGCCCCCAGGAACAGAACCAGUCAGAGUCUCACCUAUGACACCCCUGCAGCUGACAAAAAGACUUUGGGCAGCGUCGUGUUUCUAAAAGUGGCUAAUCAAUCCAUAGCCUGCUCCACAACAAUAAACUACCACCCAGACCCCAAGUUCACGAGCUUCUCCUCCAUAAGAACAGGGGAAGAUGUGCGCAUCACCUUACAGAAAACGGCAGACAAACUUGAGGUGACCCCUGCAGAGUUGUCAGUGUGGGGCGUUAUGGAAGGAAAGCAAUACCCCUGCAUCAUGGAAGACAAAGAUAGCAAUAAUGAGACAGACUUUUUCAUCUGUGAGAUUAAAAGGACGACCAAUGCAGAAAUUUCGCAGUUACUGAUAAACUAUGGAGACAAGAUGGUAACAUUGGAUGUCAGAUCUUCAUCAUAUCUGUACCUGCUUCUUGUCUUUCUGCUGCUACCCUGCAUCAUUGUUGCGGUGGUGAUCUUCUACCGAAGCCAGCAGAACAAGCUCACGGCUAAGAUGAACAAGCGCAUGGAAGACCUGGAGCUUGACAUCAGGAAUGACAUUAGACAAGGUUUCAUUGAUCUGCAGACAGAGAAAGCUGACCUGAUGGAAAACGUUGGAGCAAUUCCUUUCCUGGACUACAAGCACUUUGCCUCCAGAAUUUUCUUUCCGGAGAGUGAAUCCUUGAUGGCGUUGUGUAUCAAAGACAUCGGCCAGGACGCGGUGAAGGUUGAACUUGACGAAGGUUGCCAGGGCUUGUCCAGGCUGCUCCAGGACCAGCUCUUUCUCACAUCUAUGGUGCACGCUCUGGAAGAGCAGAAGAGCUUCACCGUCAAAGACAAGUGUGUGUUGGCUUCUUUACUGACCGUGGCGCUUCACCACAACCUGUCGUACCUGACUGAGAUAAUGGAGACUCUGCUCAGGGCUCUAACUCAGCAGAAGAGCAACGCUCAGCCCAAACUGAUGCUCCGACGCACCGAGUCUACUGUGGAGAAGCUGCUGACCAACUGGAUGUCCAUCUGCCUUUAUGGCUUCCUCAGAGAGAGUGUGGGGCAGCACCUGUUUGUGAUGGUCAGCGCUCUCACGCAGCAAACAGCUAAAGGACCUGUGGACUGCGUGACGGGGAAAUCUCUGUACACACUCAGCGAGGACUGGCUGUUGUGGCAGGCUCAAGACUUCACUUCCCUGAAGCUGAAGGUGCUGUUUGCAGUGGGCAGUGACGGAGAGGUCAGCGAUCAUCUGGAGGUCAACGCUCUCAGCUGUGACUCAGUAGAGCAAGUCAAAGAGAAAAUCCUGUCCGCCUUCAAGGCCAAGUUUGGGUUCCCCUACAACGGCCACCUCAGGGACGUUCGUCUCGAGUACGAGAAGAAUGGAUCGUUCUUUGCCCUUGAAGAAGUGGAUUCGAGCUCUGAGGUCAUUGGGGAGGUCACGAUGCUCAACACACUCAAGCACUACAAGGUUCCUGAUGGAGCUAGCAUCAAAGUGCUUUCGAAGAAAGAUCACCCCCCCCUGAGCCCGCAGGGAAGUCUGAAGGACGACGAGAACUUCUCUGGAAAAUACUUCCACUUGAUUGAUCCUGAUGUAGAUGAGGAUCAAAGCAGGAACCCGGAGAGGAAGAAGUUGAAACUGAAGGAAGUGCACCUCACCAAACUGCUCUCCACCAAGGUGGCCGUACAUUCGUUUGUGGAGAACUUGUUCAGAUCUAUCUGGGGGACAACGCCGCAAGGCAGAGCCCCCCAAGCCAUCAAAUACUUCUUUGACUUCCUGGACACUCAGGCAGACGACAUGAAGAUCACUGACCCAGAUGUCCUGCACAUCUGGAAGACAAACAGUUUACCUCUGCGCUUCUGGGUCAAUAUCCUGAAAAACCCCCAGUUUGUUUUUGACAUGGAAAAGACCCCCCAACUCGAAAGCUGCCUAAGUGUCAUCACUCAGGCCUUCAUGGACUCCUUCUCCCUCAGCGACACCCAGCUAGGAAAGUAUGCACCAACCAACAAGCUGCUGUACGCCAAAGACAUACCCUCGUUUAAACAGGAAGUCAAGGCCUACUACAAGCACAUCAGUGACCAGUCACCGCUCACAGGGUCUGAAUUCAAGCAAUUCCUGCAGGAAGAGUCAAAGAAACACGAAAACGAGUUCAACGAAGCCGCAGCCUUGAGAGAGUUCUACAAAUUCAUACAGCGAUACUUCCCCGAGAUCAAAGAGAAGCUGGAACAAAAUGGAGCUCCGGCUGAGCUGAUGGAGCAACUACAGCAUGUUAAAAACUCGUUUGAUGGACUAAAAAGCUGCUCCUGGAACUAAACUGCUGUCCUCUUACAUGGAAGACAUUUUUUCCUGAGGCUGGAUCAUCUGCUGCAGAGCAUUACCAGUCUACUUUUGAAGAUUUGAAAGUGACAUCACUCAGUUCUUUGUUGGCUGAACCUGUCGCUUAUACAUGUUUGUA